CAGAUGUGUAACCAAAAGACUAUUAGCAUUGGCAGCGCCACUGAGGGCUUCCACCAUAAAAAUUAAGUCAACUGGGUGGGACUUCCAACUUUUGGCUGAUCCCUCCUGGUGGACCUGUCAUGUCCAACUGGGUCAUCAGGAGGGAUCAGACAACCGUGAAGAUAUCAAAUACAAUGGCUGGAAUGGUUGGUUAGGCAUAAGCAUACGUCCAGCAACCAAAUUAAGUAAAGGUUGUGUGUUCGAAUCUCAUCAUGGACAACUUUUGCAUUUGAGCUAAUUAGCAACUACUUACUACUUUUUAGUUACGUUGCAACUACUUAUCAUGUUAGUUAACGCUUACCCUAAUCCUAGCCAUUUGUACUUAAUGCAAUUCUUAACAUAUCAUACGAAGUGGUUGAUGGAUAUCCACAAAUUAGUACAUACUAGACGAAAUGUAACAUUAUGCUAUAGGUUCUCAGAUUUACUUACUGAAUAAUACGAAAUGCUCUGAGACCACGUUGCAACUGUCUGUAAACCAGACAGUUAUACCUUCGAUUGUAUCGGUGAUGUGUGCCGACAAAGUACAGAGGAAACCACUGCGGCUCAUCGCCGCUGCGUGCAACAUGGGAAUAGGACAAAAUGGACAGUUGCCAUGGCAUUUACCUUUGAGUGUUCUGUUUUUUGACGCAACAGUGAUUGUUAGCAUUAUUCAACCCCUCUGUGACCUGGUGGAGACCAUCUGGGUGGUGGGUGGCCCACAGGUCUAUCAGGAGGUCCUGAUGCAUCCCUGGUGUGACCUUGUCUACCUCACUGACAUCAUGGCUGACUUCCACUGUGAUGUCUUCUUCCCGCAGUUUGACCGAAGCAUUUUUAGAGAACAAGAGAGGUUUCCUGGAGUACCAAAUGAGAUUCAAGAGGACAAUGGGGUUACAUUUAAAUUUGAAGUUUUCAAGAGGAAGAUCUGUGGAGCUGAAUAA
This is a messenger RNA of Salvelinus fontinalis (brook trout), 956 nucleotides long. Its product is annotated as dihydrofolate reductase-like. Gene Ontology annotation, cellular component: mitochondrion. Gene Ontology annotation, biological process: dihydrofolate metabolic process; folic acid metabolic process; glycine biosynthetic process. Bases 546 to 956 code for a protein of 136 amino acids. Gene Ontology annotation, molecular function: dihydrofolate reductase activity; NADP binding. The record is from RefSeq and is a predicted model, not a curated record. The transcript is spliced from 5 exons. Lineage: Eukaryota; Metazoa; Chordata; Actinopteri; Salmoniformes; Salmonidae.